Fusarium verticillioides 7600 is the source of this 2934-nucleotide messenger RNA. RefSeq lists its product as hypothetical. The record is from RefSeq and is a predicted model, not a curated record. The transcript is spliced from 7 exons. Gene Ontology annotation, biological process: carbohydrate metabolic process. Gene Ontology annotation, molecular function: carbohydrate binding; hydrolase activity, hydrolyzing O-glycosyl compounds. The coding region runs from base 1 to 2934 and encodes 977 amino acids. Lineage: Eukaryota; Fungi; Ascomycota; Sordariomycetes; Hypocreales; Nectriaceae.
AUGUUAAACUAUUUGCUGGCUUUAAUAGUAUUCAUAGUCACAGCGCAAGCUGAGCCGUCAAUAUCGACUGUUGUUCAGUCCAAGACGGCCUCGCCUGAGAUUGCGGUCGCUCCUAGUCUGACACCAACAUUCCGGGAUCCUCAUGCACCCAACCCACAGACAUGUCCAGGCUACAAGGCGACAAAUAUCAAGAGGGAUCUCAAAGGUGUGAAGGCAGACUUGACCAUAGCUGGACCUGACUGUCAGGCGUUUGGUAAUGACAUUCGUGACCUGGUACUCGAGGUUCAGUAUCAGACAAAGGAGAGACUGAAUGUCAAGAUAUUCCCCAAGUAUCUGUCUGAACAGAACAGAACUCAGUAUAUCCUACCGGACUCACUUGUAUUCGAGCCAGGGAGAGAUGAGAAGACGACAAUCUCAAAUAGUGAUCUCAGAUUCGAGUUUACUAACUCACCAAACUUUCAGUUCAAAAUCACCCGGAGCUGUGAUAGAGAGGUCCUGUUCUCAACGUACGGCCAUGUCAUCGUAUUUGAGGACCAAUUCGUUGAACUGGUAACUAGCAUGGAGCCCGACUACAAUGUCUAUGGACUAGCUGAGAACAUCCAUGAUUUCCAUCUGGGGCAGAACUUCACUCAGACCUUCUGGACCAAUGACGCUGGUAUAGAGCACGGGAACCCUAUAGAUGGAAACAUCUAUGGUGUCCAUCCCUUCUACCAGGAGAGUCGAUACCACAAAGGUAGCAACACCACUUCUCACGGUGUAUAUGCCCGAAACGCUCAUGGCCAAGAAUGGCUUCUGAGACCAGAGACUUUGACAUACCGCACCAUCGGUGGAAGUGUUGACCUCUACUUCCUCAGUGGCCAGAACAAGCAAGGCGGGUCUACUGCUGUUGAAACUAUGCGCCAGUAUCACACUGGUUGCGUCGGCUUACCUGCCAUGCAAAUGUUCUGGACACUGGGCUUUCACCAAUGUCGAUUGGGAUAUGAUACCCUCGACAAGAUCGAAGCUGUUGUUGAGAACUACAGAGCCGCUGAUAUUCCUCUUGAGGCUAUUUGGUCAGACUUUGACAUGUUUGAUGGUUUCCGCAGCUUCGCCAACAACCCUGUCACUUUCCCGCCUAAUCGUAUGGCAGAGUGGGUAAAUUGGCUUCAUGAGAACGAGCAGUACUACGUUCCGCUGGUAUGGGCCAACAUAUACCGUCCGAAUCCUGAUGAUCCAAAGGAUACUUAUGGUCCCUAUGAACGCGGCGCCAAGCUAAAAGCAUUUAUCAGAGAUCCAGAGUCAGGUGACUUCUACACGGGCAACAACUGGCCUGGGUUUGUUGUUUGGGGAGACUUCAUGCUACCUGAGACACACAAAUGGUGGGCUGAAGAGCUCAAGAUAUGGUAUGAUAGCGUACCUUAUGAUGGAAUGCUCUCUGAUCUUACAGAGCCCGCUUCGUACUGCGUGGGCCCCUGCGGCAAUAGUCGCCUGGAUAUGAACCCCGUUCACGUUCCCUUCCUGAUCCCAGGGGAGAAGCUCAGGAUGUUUUAUGAGUAUCCAGAUGGCUUCAGUGUGACUAAUCACUCCGAGUUUGAAAGAGCAAAAGAGCUUGCAGCCAAUCAAUCAGCGGAGGUCCAGGCUGCCCACGUCUUCCAAGACCCUGCCACUAGCACCCUAGGACGUACGGAGCCAACCCCAGGUGUCAGAAACCUUACAUAUCCACCUUAUGUUCUCAACAACCUGCAACCAGGCCACUCCAUCAGGAGAAUGACCAUCUCUCCAGAUGCAACUCACAACGACGAGUUGAACACCACGGAAUACCAGUUACAUAAUUUGUUUGGAAAUCAAAUCUCCAAUGCGACUUACCACGGUCUGCUUGAACUGUUCCCUGGUCGCCGUCCAUUCAACAUCGCCCGUGGCAACUUUGCUGGCAUCGGCCGAUACGCUACGAGAUGGGGCGGUGAUAACUCAUCAAAAUGGGGUAGUAUGUUCUUAUCCAUUUCGCAUGCUCUGACGCACAUGAUGGCUGGCAUUCCAAUGUUUGGAGUUGACAUCUGCGGCUACUCCCAUAACGCCAGUUUUGACCUUUGUGCUCGAUGGAUGUCUCUGGGAGCCUUCAUGCCCUUCUAUCGUAAUCAUAACAUGGGCGGUACUAUAUCCCAAGAAGCGUUUGUAUGGUCAUCUGUUGCUGAGGCUUCGCGUCGAGCUAUAGCGAUAAGAUAUAGCCUCCUCAACUACAUCUACACCUUGUUUCACUACGCCAAUACCCAAGGCGACCUUGUCAUGCGGGCUUUGGCAUGGGAGUUCCCAAAUGACGAGACACUCAAGGCUACCUAUUCUCAGUUCUUGCUGGGCGCAUCCCUUCUGGUGACACCAGUGCUGACACCAAACUCCAACAAAGUCAGAGGUGUGUUUCCUGGGAUUGGAGAGGGAACACGUUGGUAUGAUUGGUACACACUGAGUGAAGUCCAUGCCAAACCUCAAGAGAACGUCACUCUUGAUGCGCCUUUGGAACAUAUCAACCUCCACAUCAGAGGCGGCACGGUAUUCACAUUGCAAAAACCCGGAAAUACAACUGCAGCGACAAGAAGGAACCCGUUCUCACUUAUCUUGGCCCUAGACGAUAAUGAGUACGCUGAAGGAAGCGUGUAUUUUGACGACGGUGUCAGCCUCGAGCCAGAAGCCACCAAGACUGUCGCAUACACUUUCAGGGAGGGGAUUCUGAGAGCGGAAACCACUGGUGACUACGAAGUCAAGCCUCCUCUUGUGAACAUAACUGUUACUGGUCUCCGUAAGGCACCCAAGAGCGUGGAGUUCCAUGCUGAUAAAGGAAACCAAAAAGCGCUGUUGCCCAAGCUUGUAUACAAUAAUGGCACGGCAUAUGUGACGGAACUGGAACAGUUUACACGGGAUGGUGGCUUUGGACAUGACUUUGAGGUCAGUUUCAAGUAUUAA